GAGGACUGAGCAGGCGCGCGCUUCCUCGGACCGGCGGCGGCGACGGCGGCGGCGGUGGCGGCCUCCUUGCACCAACAACCCUCCUUGGAGCCGGCGGCGCGGGAUCUGGGACUCAACCCGAGUCAGGUUUUCUUGAAGACAUGAAGGUUUAAGAGAUAAUUAUCUACCAGAUCAAAAGAUGGGAGCAAACAGCAGCAGCAUUAGUGAGCUUCCGGAAAAUGAAUAUCUAAAAAGAUUAUCUGGAACAGAAUCUAUCUCUGAGAAUGAUCCAUUCUGGAAUCAGCUUCUUUCUUUUUCUUUUACUACACCAACUAACAGUGCUGAACUGAAGCUAUUGGAGGAAGCAACCAUCUCAGUCUGCAAAUCUUUAGUUGAAAAUAAUCCUCGAACAGGCAACCUUGGGGCACUCAUAAAGGUCUUCCUUUCUAGAACCAAAGAACUAAAAAUUUCAGCGGAAUGUCAAAACCAUCUCUUUAUUUGGCAGGCCCACAAUGCUUUGUUUCUUAUUUGUUGUUUGCUGAAAGUGUUCAUCUGUCAGAUGCCUGAGGAGGAAAUGCAGCUUCAUUUUACUUAUGAAGAAAAAUCUUCAGUCACUUAUCAAGCUGACUCUGAAGAUCUCAUAGAAGAACUGCUUUGCUGCUUAAUCAAGUUAAUCAUUGACAUCCCACUCUUAGAUAUAACAUAUGAAAUAUCACUAGAGGCUGUAUCAACACUGGUUGUUUUCCUUUCCUGUCAGCUCUACCAUAAGGAAAUUUUAAGACACAGCAUAAGUCACAAAUACCUGAUGCAUGGACGAUGUCUUCCUUAUACCAGCAGACUUGUGAAGACCUUAUUAUAUAACUUCAUCAGACAAGAAAAGAGACCUCCUCCUGGGACCCACAUCUUUCAGCAGCAAUCAGAUGGUGGAGGAUUACUUUAUGGCCUAGCAUCAGGAGUAGCAACUGGGCUUUGGACAGUCUUCACACUGGGUGGAGUAGGAAGUAAACCAGCACCUCAGCAGGAACAGUCUUCACCUCUUGCCAGUCAGAGCCUUCUGCUAUUGCUUGUGCUGGCUAAUCUUACUGAUGCUCCUGAUUCACCAAACCCCUACAGACAAGCCAUUAUGUCCUUUAAGAACACCCAAGAUAGCACUGCUUUUCCCUCUUCAAAUCCACAUGCUUUCCAGAUUAACUUUAAUAGUUUGUAUACAGCCCUAUGUGACCAGCAGAAGUCUGAUCAAGCAACUCUUCUUUUGUAUAUGUUAUUGCAUCAAAAUAGUAAUGUGAGGACAUACAUGUUGGCUCGCACAGAUAUGGAAAAUCUUGUUGUACCAAUUCUUGAAAUUCUGUAUCAUGUUGAAGAAAGGAAUUCACACCAUGUGUACAUGGCUCUUAUUAUUUUGUUGAUCUUGACAGAAGAUGAUGGCUUCAAUCGAUCCAUUCAUGAAGUGAUACUCAAAAAUAUUACCUGGUAUUCAGAACGGGUUUUAACAGAGAUUUCACUGGGUAGUCUUCUGAUAUUGGUGGUAAUAAGAACCAUUCAAUACAACAUGACAAGAACAAGGGACAAAUACCUUCACACAAAUUGUUUAGCAGCUUUAGCCAAUAUGUCAGCACAGUUUCGCUCACUUCAUCAAUAUGCUGCCCAGAGAAUUAUCAGUUAUACCUGCCGCCACUUGCGGAGAUAUGUCUCUGUCCUGGACAAACUGUAUUUUCCCCACUCUCACUGCUCUACGCUGCAGCAUUGCUUCUCGACCCUCAGUGACAAUGGAGAGGAACUCCUGUCUUUAACUUGCUCUCACAUUCUCAGAUCCUAUGCUUCCAGUUUGUUUUCUUUGCUAUCUAAAAAGCACAACAAAGUUCUAGAACAAGCCACACAGUCUUUAAGAGGUUCCCUCAGUUCUGAUGAUGUUCCUCUGCCAGAUUAUGCCCAGGACCUGAAUGUGAUUGAAGAAGUGAUUCGAAUGAUGUUAGAGAUCAUAAAUUCCUGCCUGACAAAUUCUCUUCACCACAACCCCAACCUGGUGUAUGCAUUGCUUUACAAACGGGAUCUCUUUGAACAGUUUCGAACUCACCCUUCAUUUCAGGAUAUAAUGCAAAACAUAGACCUGGUGAUCACUUUCUUUAGCUCACGGUUGCAACAGGCUGGAGCCGAGCUGUCAGUGGAAAGAGUCCUGGAAAUCAUCAAACAAGGAGCUGUUGCACUGCCCAAAGACAGGCUGAGGAAAUUUCCGGAGCUGAAGUUCAAGUACGUGGAGGAGGAGCAGCCUGAGGAGUUCUUCAUCCCCUACGUCUGGUCUCUUGUAUACAACUCUGCUGUCGCCCUAUACUGGAACCCACAGGACAUCCAGUUAUUCACAAUGGAUUCAGGCUGAGGGCCCAGGCCUGGCCUGCCCCUGUCCCUACCCCACCCCACCCCUUGCAAAGCAACUCUUCUAGUUACCUAUUCCUGGAGGAGACAGGCCUGUGCACACUCUAGACCUGAAGCUUACAGAGAAUGGAGCUUUCUAACCUUGUAUAGUUUUUGACUUUGGAAUUUCAUAUGAGACAGUAGGAGAGCGCCAAGUAUAGAAUAUGGGACAAAAAAGAAAAAGACAAAAAACACGAUAAGAAUAAAAGUCUCCUGUAUGAUGUUUCAUUUGGUUUCUCCACCGAAAACCUAGAGCUUAUCCAGAGUUGAUGCUUUAUGAAUUCCACUUAAUACUGCUUACUCCUUGAUUAAGUGUUCAGAGAGACUUUGGGCAGGGAGGGCAUUGUUUGGGUUUUUUUAAUGCUAAGAAUGGGUAAAGGAGAAAAGCCAAGCUAACAAGCUAACUGAACAGGUAUUCAGGGAAAUGAAACUUAAAGCAUAUAGAUCUGGUUACCUUUCAAAGAGGCCUCCUUUUAACCAGCUUUGUGUAUCUAUUUGCCUUUGCUUCUACGCAAACCAUUCUCCCAAAGAAGGAAAAGUACUCCUUGCACUAAAGCAGCCCUCGUUCUCUGAGUGGGAAGUAAAAUAGAGGCCAGGGUGAUGCCUGGCGAAUCUGCUAACCAUCUAUUGGUCAUUGGGGGAAGAGGUUAAUUUCAAAAGCAACUUAUUUUGUUACUUUCAGUAGGUAGGAGAAGAAGCAGGAAAGAUCAAUUCAGUCCAUUCAGUGAACAUCGAUAAGCUCCAGGUUAGUCACCCUGCUAGGCUGGAGUUACAGAGAUGGAAAUCACUGCAAACCCCACCACCCCUUGUCUUGGGAAUCAAGCCUGAUAAAGGGAAACAGCCAUGUACACAGAUAAUUGAGUCAGGAUAGAGUGAAGGCUAAACAAAGGGCCACAAGAGAUUUAAAGAAGACUGUUGCAGCCAGGGUAGGAUUAGAGAGGCCUUUAUGGUGGAGGUGGCCCUAAUGGCCAAAUCCCUUUGAAGACAAAAAGCAUGUGUUUCUCUUCCCAUUGGAUGAGAAAACCUCCCCACUUGCAUCCCUACACUGAGCCACUGAUUCAACCAAAGAGAGGAAGCUCAGGAAGGAGCUCCCUAAUGGAAGCACUAGGCACAGCAAUGGGCAUUUUGGCUACCAUCUAACUUAAGCAUCCAUCAUGUGCAACGCGUCCAUCUUAGAAGCUGUACACAAGAAUGUGUUUCAUUAUAACUUGGGAGAAAAGCAGGGGGAAAUCCAAACCAGUACCAUUUUUUUGAAGAUGUUUAAUAAACUAUCACUUUUCAACCAAGACAGCAAAAUGCUAGGCAGAUAAUGUUAGAAAUGAUUCUCCUUUUCAAAGCUAAUAUCAUUUGGUGAAUUUCUGGACAUCUCCUUACUUCAGGAUCAAACUAAACUUGGGCCUACUGGCUUUUUUAGAUGACCCUCUGGCCAGCUUUCCUCAUUGAGACCUUAAAAAAGGGUCAGAUACAUUGGGAGAACUGACAUUGGUAUAGAGCUUUCUGCCAUCAGGCUCCUUUCAUCUCUUACCUAAUUUGAGCCUCCCAACAGCCACAGGAGUUAGAGCAGGUGGCAUCAUCUGCUUUUUGAGUCCCAUCACCCAGAAGCAAUGACACUCUCCAUGCUGACCUAGUUAGUGGCAGAGUGAGAACUUGAACCCAAGUAUUCUCUGGUCAACCAGUAUCCUGCCUCCUUGGGACUAUUCCUUUGUUUCUCCUAUGGAAACUGUCUCUUUUAGGUAAGCAUACAUAGGUAUCAGUGUAUGACAGACAAAAACACUCAACUUAGCAUCCCCAGAAAAGAAUAUUCUUAGUUACUUUCCCCUUAGAUCUCUGGCUCUGAGAAAGAGGAACAGCAGUGUUCUCUUUGUAGAAAGAGGAAAUCAUACUUAAGCAGAAGUAAUAUGAAGGUUGGUCUUGGAAAACGGUUCACAGCUUUGAAAGCAAUGUGCAGAAUGGUUUUGUGGGCUGGUUUGAUUCUUGUCCUUUCCCCAUUGGAGGCACCAAUAAGAGAUGUUUGGCAAGGCUGCCCUACCUUUCCCAAACCCCCAAGAUCUGGGAUCUAGAUAGGACUGUUGGGCCCUCACCAAAGAAUAGGGGAAAAGUUACAUAAGGGCUCCAGCAAGAGGAAUUCAUGACUAUCCCAAGCUCAGCAGCCUUGCUGGUCAUUAAAGCUAGGGAAUCAAAGGAGGCAAUAGAUAUAGCCAGGCUGCCAAGCUCUCACCCUCCCCCCACCAUCUGGCCUUGCUGAGCUGAUGUUCUCUUGAGCUUAAGAGGAGCAAGUUGGUGCCCCAACAAAUCAUUUUCUUUCUGUCUCUCUUUUUUAAUUAACCACACAGUGGAGGGAUUCAGCAGGCCAGCAACACAGCUGGGGCCAAAGCCUCCAACUUAAGCUGGAGAAAGGGACAAUUACCAGAACUACAUUGCAGCCUGAGGAGUGGUAGAGGCUGGGAGCCAAAAUGCAUGAGUAGGCCAGGCUCCUCACCCACGCUCACCCCUGCGCCACUGUCCCUCACUCAGCUCUGAAAAGCCAGUCACCUAGAUACCCUUCCUUCCUUACUCUGUGUGAGAGACUUAUUAUCUCAUAAUAAAAAUGAGGUAAAUAAUUCA
Molecule: messenger RNA, 4992 nt
Organism: Gracilinanus agilis (Agile Gracile Mouse Opossum)
Lineage: Eukaryota; Metazoa; Chordata; Mammalia; Didelphimorphia; Didelphidae
Gene: DYM
Product: dymeclin
Exons: 18
Coding region: 179-2353 (724 amino acids)
Biological process (GO): Golgi organization
Cellular component (GO): Golgi apparatus
Source: RefSeq, a predicted model, not a curated record